Molecule: messenger RNA, 387 nt
Organism: Colletotrichum higginsianum IMI 349063
Lineage: Eukaryota; Fungi; Ascomycota; Sordariomycetes; Glomerellales; Glomerellaceae
Exons: 1
Coding region: 1-387 (128 amino acids)
Source: RefSeq, a predicted model, not a curated record
AUGGCUCCCGGCAUCAUCGAACGUAUUCAACAGAAGAUUGAGCUCUUCCGUCUCGAGCAGCGAUACACGCGCCGCCGUCACCGCCGCUCAACCUUCGUCUCCAACGCUGUCUACGUCGACGGCGAGUACGUCUACCAGACUCCUACCUCGACCGGCUCCUCUUCCACCGCCACUACCAACACGAAGGAGUCGACAUCACCACGCGUCAAUGCUCUCCAUCACGCCGAGCCCGCUUCCCCCACAGAGGCCAUCUCGUCACAGACCGAACCCAGCAAGAAGCGGCUGAGCCGCUUCGCCUCCAUGUCUGGCUUCAGUUCCUCCAACAAGCAGAGCCCGGCACAAGAUUGGAGAUCAAGCCGCGUCAGCGUCAGCGAGAUCCGUCGGUAG